Zasmidium cellare ATCC 36951 is the source of this 471-nucleotide messenger RNA. RefSeq lists its product as uncharacterized. The record is from RefSeq and is a predicted model, not a curated record. Gene Ontology annotation, cellular component: cytoplasm. Lineage: Eukaryota; Fungi; Ascomycota; Dothideomycetes; Mycosphaerellales; Mycosphaerellaceae. The transcript has 2 exons. Bases 1 to 471 code for a protein of 156 amino acids.
AUGUCGCUCAGCAGCCCAGCGGGCCCAAUGAACCCAGAAGACACCGAAAACAAUGAAGAGAUCGAAAAGCAGUUCGCAGUCAAAGCCGUCGAACAGAUGUCAGUCUACUGGGCAGUCCUAGAGAAAAUCAAAGGCUCCCAACUCCGCCUGACCAAAUACGACGACGAAAUCCUCGCGCACUUCAACCGCGAAUUCCCCGACUUCGACCUGCACGGCACCAUCGACGAGGACGAGAUGAAAUCCAAAGCCGGCAAGGAGAAGUGGCGGACGUUCAUUCAGGAAUAUGAGAAGAAGGUGGAGGAUUAUAACUUUGGGACGUUGGUCAGGAAGAAUGCCGGCUGGGAGUAUGGGGAGAAGGAGACGAUUUUUGCGGUCAGGAUGCAGUUUUAUGCGAUUGAGAUUGCGAGGAAUCGGGCCGGGUUGAAUGAUUGGGUGUAUGAGAAGGCGCAGGGUGGGAAGAGUGAGGCGUAA